AUGCCUCCUUUGGACGUUGAUUCCCAGUUCAAGUUCCUCAUCGUGUGUAUCAAGCACUCUACCGGCGGCAAGGUUGACUUCGGCGAAGUCGCCAAGGAAUGCGACAUCGUGACCAAAGGCGCCGCUGCCAAGCGAUACGAGCGCCUCAUGAAAGCCCACGGGAUCCAGACCUCCGGCGCCGGCGGCGGGCUCAAGAAAGAAUCGAAGGACAGCAAAGACGGCAUCAAGAGCCGCGCGGCCAACAAGAGGCGAAAGCUCGCUGCCGUGGACGAGGAUGCCGGCGACGUGGACGAGCCGAUCAAGACCGAGGUCAAAGGUGAAGUCAAAACCGAAGAUUCCAUCGCCGUGAAAGCGGAGCAAGAGAGCGGUGGUGGUAGUGGUGUGGGUGUUGGUGUUACUACUGGUGGUGGGCUUGCUGCCGUACCCAGUGCUGCUACACUGCCUGUCGAUGGCGCGCCACCGACAGGUGCGCCCAACAACACGCCCGCUUCUACUACCGAGGCUCAGAAUGGAGAUAACAACGACGACGACGACGACGAAGUCCAAGUUAUCUCCGCCACGGAGAGGCGCGAUGACGGCAGCAACAGCAUUUCUGUCUACGGUAGUGGCGGUCACCAUCACUCGCAUGCGCACUCACCACACACUCACUCGCCUACUGCUCCGAUGAUCCCGGGGAUUCACUCGUUUGAUUACGCUGCUAAUAACAUGGGGUUCCCCCCACAACAGAUGUCGGGACCGACGAGGAUGAGUUCGUCGCCUAGCUCCAUGCACUAUGGGUUUGCCCCGAACACUUGGAUGUAUCCGCACGACGCGCAUGGCUACUUGUAG
This is a messenger RNA of Hypoxylon fragiforme, 828 nucleotides long. RefSeq lists its product as uncharacterized. The record is from RefSeq and is a predicted model, not a curated record. The transcript has 3 exons. Lineage: Eukaryota; Fungi; Ascomycota; Sordariomycetes; Xylariales; Hypoxylaceae. The coding region runs from base 1 to 828 and encodes 275 amino acids.